Dermacentor andersoni is the source of this 2309-nucleotide messenger RNA. RefSeq names its product serine/threonine-protein kinase haspin-like. Gene Ontology annotation, molecular function: histone H3T3 kinase activity. Gene Ontology annotation, biological process: intracellular signal transduction; mitotic cell cycle. The record is from RefSeq and is a predicted model, not a curated record. Gene Ontology annotation, cellular component: nucleus; cytoplasm. Lineage: Eukaryota; Metazoa; Arthropoda; Arachnida; Ixodida; Ixodidae.
CUCUCAAACCCGACGAGAGUACCCUUGCCUAGGAGAGAACGGGGCAAAGCGUGCUCAAGUCGAGCGUCCUCCGCCUGCCCGCACCGGAGGUGACUUGACUUCUGCGAACACUCGAUUCGGCAGAGUAGUGUGUGCUCGUUGCAUGAACUGUGUCCCGGUGUAAGGUGUCGCAAGAGCAGGGGAACCGUGGCUGAGCAUUCCCGGACUGCUAUCGUAGGCCCAGUGGUUUUGAGCGCUCAAACUGUUGUUUCGGUUCGCUUUGAGGUGAUCCACAGGCAAGACCGAGCGUCGUCCUUGCGAGAUUUUACCUAGCCACCGUGUCCGCGCACAGUGUCCCUCUUCAUUGCAUAGGCAAGCUCUCGAGCCGCGAUAUGCUCGUAGCGACCUUGCUGUCGACGCUGGUGAUCGUGGCCCUCGUCAACUACUUCUGCCGCAAGCUGCAGAGCAAGCAGGAAGGCGCCGAGUCCCGCGACGACCAAGGUGCGUGGGCCACCGUAGCGCGCAGCCGCUCGUCGCCGCUGAAGCCCACGACGACGACGUACACCGUAACCUCGGCGCUCUGUUCUGUUCCCGAGGAGGUCAAGGCCUGGAUGGCGGCACCUAGGAUGGCGACGGGCGACGUGGCGCCCUUCGAGCCGGCGCCGCCGCCGCCCCGGGUGCCGGACCGCGCCGCCGGCCCGGGCUUCGACAAGGACGAGGACAAGCGGGACCCGGAGGUGCUGAGCCAGGGAGAAGGACUCCAGCAGCAGCCGCCGCACCGAGGCCUACCACCCACUCCGGCUGGGGCCUCCCUGCCAAAAUUCGCCUUCGAUUCGCACGUGGCGUCUCUGGACACCGGGACGCGCAAGUGGCUCGUGCAGAAGGUGGUGGGCCUGCAGGCGAUGGCCAAGGGAAUGCUGCUCCGACGCUCGCUGUCCGAGGCGACGCGGCGACGUCACGCGGCCGCCACGCGCAUCCAGGCCUGGUGGCGCCACCUGCAGUCCCGCCGCGUGGACGCCACUGGAGACGCGUUCUUCAGCAAGUACGAGUCGAUGUUGGACGCGCCCAUCUACCGCGUCUACCAGUCCGAGGAGAGCGAGGUCACGUGGUCCGCCGACGAAACUGACAUGCUGCUAGAACACAGCGACGACUCCGGCGCCGAGAGCGAGAUGACGCUCCACCCGUCGCCGGAGCAACGGACGGAGGAGAGUCGCCUCAUGUUCGGCGACUUGAUGGGCGUCACGGGACAGAGCUCGCCGCUCAAGUUCGCCGACCUCAUGGAAACGAUGAAGGAGCCCCAAGGUUUCGUCAAGAUCGCCGAGGGGACCCACUGCGACCUGUUCCGAGUGCACUCGAGGGAGGGCACGAGCGUGCUCAAGGUGGUCAACCUCGAGUUCAUCGUCAAGUACUGGGACACCCUGUACGCGGAGGCGGUCAUCAGCUUGGAACUGGCGAAGUUGCGAAAGUCGGGUGACUACCAUGCGGCAGGUUUCUCCGACACGAAACGGAUAUUCUGCGUCCUGGAUCGGUAUCCUCGAGAGUUGAUCCAGGCCUGGAAGGACUACACGUCCUGGAAGCGGACAGACCAUCAGCAUGGACCCGACACCCUAGACACAGCGCAACCAUACCUGGUCUUUCGCUUCGCUUACGCUGGCGUCCCUCUGACUCAAGCUAAGCUGGACAACGCGUUGCAGCUUCGCAGCAUCCUGCAGCAGGUGGCGCUGUCGCUGGCCGUGGCCGAAGGCGCGCUGCAGUUCGAACACCGCGACCUGGGUCUGAACCACGUGCUCGUGGACGAGACGAGCUUCCAGCUGUACCAGUUCUGCAUGGGCGGCAAGAGCGUCUUCAUCAACAGUUGGGGCGUGCGGGCGACCAUCAUCGACUUCGCCGCCGCGCGCGUCCGGAAUGCCAACACCGGCCACAUCGUGUUCUCAAACCUUAACCACGCUCACCCAUGCGAGUCCAGGCAUUCGAAUGUGUACUCCAUCUACAAGGAGAUUGGAACCAUCACAAAGGGCAACUGGGCCGGCUACUACCCGAGGACGAACGUGGCCUGUCUGGCGCAUCUCACGAACCAGCUGUACCAGGCCUACCAGGGCAAGUUCGCGCGUCUCGGCGACCGCAAGGAGGCAGAGGCCUGGAACGAGAUUCACACGUGGCGGCUCACGCUGCCCGAGUACCGAUCAGUGUCCGACUUCGUCGCUGCUAAGUUUUGAAAUUGAGAAGCGAGACGAGCUUCUCUUUUUUACGUUAACGGUGUCUUCUGUUUUUUUUUCCCUGCUUUUCUUCUCUCUCUCAAAUAAAUCUUUCUUUGCCUCGGGGCCCUCCAA